Molecule: messenger RNA, 2612 nt
Organism: Aquila chrysaetos chrysaetos
Lineage: Eukaryota; Metazoa; Chordata; Aves; Accipitriformes; Accipitridae
Product: zinc finger protein 239-like
Exons: 4
Coding region: 1-1860 (619 amino acids)
Biological process (GO): regulation of cytokine production; negative regulation of transcription by RNA polymerase II; regulation of immune system process
Cellular component (GO): nucleus
Molecular function (GO): RNA polymerase II cis-regulatory region sequence-specific DNA binding; DNA-binding transcription factor activity, RNA polymerase II-specific
Source: RefSeq, a predicted model, not a curated record
AUGGGGAUGUGCAGCAGCACGUGUUCUGUUCUGGCUUGGGUUUGCAGCACGCCAAGCACCAAAUCAAGGAACAGACGGCUGCUGGAGACGACGCCACCCACUCCUUUGCAGCAGCUUUGUACGUCGCACCAACCACCUGACCAGGGGACGGAGGGCUCCCAGCCACACAUGGACCCAGGCGCCCGCAGCUCUGAGGCAGGAGCGAGCUGGGGAGACACCGCGGCAGCAGCUGACAGUCAGGAGGAGAGCCCGGAGAGGGGGAGCACAUCGCCAAGCAGAGCAGGAGCCGCGUCCCCCGGGCAAGAGACGGAGCAGAAGCGUGGCGGCAGUGCCGGGGAAGCGCAGUCACAGACCAACACCUGCGAGGCAUGCGGGAAGAGCUUCAGCCUGCGCUCCAACCUGCUGACCCACCGCCGCAGCCACCUGGGCGAGCGGCCCUACGCCUGCCCCGACUGCGGGCGCUGCUUCGGGCAGAGCUCCCACCUCCUCACCCACCAGCGGCUGCACACCGGGGAGCGGCCCUACCGCUGCCGCGACUGCGGCCGCAGUUUCAACGUCAACUCGGACCUGGUGAAGCACCGGCGGACGCAUACAGGCGAGCGGCCCUACUCCUGCCCCGAGUGCGGGCGCCGCUUCGGCAGCAGCUCCAACCUCACCCGGCACCAGCGGCUGCACACAGGCGAGCGGCCCUACCGUUGCCCCGACUGUGGCGAGAGCUUCCGGGACUGCUCCGCGCUCACCAUCCACCGGCGCGCCCACACCGGCGAGCGGCCCUACCCCUGCCCGGCAUGCGGCAAGGCCUUUGCUGACAGCUCACUGCUGGCCAAGCACCAGCGCACGCACCGCGCCGAGAAGUCCUUCACCUGCCCUGACUGCGGCAAGAGCUUCUCCACCAGCUCCUACCUGCUGCGGCACCGGCGCACCCACCUGCCUGAGAAGCCCUACCGCUGUGGGGAGUGCGGCCGGGGCUACAGCCAGUUCGCCCACCUCACCACCCACCAGCGGGUUCACACUGGCGAGCGGCCCUACGUCUGCCCUGAGUGCCGCAAGAGCUUCACCACCAGCUCGGCACUCACCAAGCACAAGCGUGUCCACACCGGCGAGCGGCCCUACGCCUGCGGGCAGUGCGAGAAGACCUUCUCCCGGCGGUCGGAGCUGCUGAUCCACCAGCGGCUGCACACGGGGGAGAAGCCCUACAAGUGCCUGGACUGCGGGAAGAGCUUCACCCGCAGCUCGAACCGCAAUGCCCACCAGCGCAUCCACAGCGGGGACAGGCCCUAUAAGUGCCCCGACUGCGGGAAGAGCUUCGGCCAGAGCUCGGACCUGGCGAAGCACCAGCGGCUGCAUGCCGGCGAGCGGCCCUACGCCUGCGCCAAGUGCGGGAAGAGCUUCAGCUGGAGCUCAGACCUCGUCGUCCACCAGCGCAUCCACACCGGCGAGCGGCCCUACAAGUGCCCCCAGUGCGGAAAGAGCUUCAACCGCAGCUCCAACCUCAACACGCACCAGCGGACCCACCUGGGUGAGCGGCCCUACAAGUGCGCCGACUGCGGCAAGAGCUUCAGCUACAGCUCAGCCUUCCUCAAGCACCAGCGGACCCACACCGGGGAGAAGCCCUACCAGUGCGCCGGCUGCGGGAAGAGCUUCUUCGAGAGCUCAGCCCUGAUCCGCCACCAGCGCAUCCACACCGGGGAGACCCCCUACCAGUGCCCCCACUGCAGGAAGAGCUUCAAGCAGAGUUCAUCCCUCAUCACCCACCUGCGCACCCACACCGGGGAGAAACCCUACAAGUGCGGCGACUGCGGCAAGAGCUUCAUCGUCAGCUCGGCCCUCAUCAGGCAUCAGCGGAUCCACCUGGGAUAGGCGCCCACCGCUGCUCCUUCCUCUGGGCGUCUGGCCCUGCUGCUUUCGGGGGGCUGAGCUGGACGGAGCUGGAGGCAGCUCGGUGGGACCUGGGGGCUUCCAGCCACAGCAGGGGAGCAGGAGCCUUGCCGAGCCAUGCCAGCAUGGGCAGCCGACACCCCUCCUGAGCCAGAGUGGGCACCGGUGGGAGAGGAGCCGCGGUGGGGAUGGUCUCGAGGGGACGUUUCACUUCUCCCGUGCAGAAUGGGGACGCAGCACCAGCACUGACUGCCCGUGGGGAUUCCUUGACCCUGUCCUGGCUAGAGCUGUGGGAAGUCCAUGCUGGGUGGGUGGCCGUGGCUUGCUCCCUGCCGUGGCGCUGAGAGCUCAGGAGGCCCUGAGCCGCCUUUCUGCCGUGCUGUGUCCAUGUUGUGGCCAUUGUGUAGAUGGGGACGAGCGUUUUACCUGCCUGUGUUUCGCCAUGGGGUUUGGGGGGGGGGAAGGGGGGAGGAAAGGGGCGGGGGGACACCCAAAAGCGGAGUCCCACGGCGUGAGCCUUGUGGCGCAGCUUUCUCCUCCCUGCAUGAGCACGAAGGGUCCUGUAACUCAUUAAUUUGGCAACAGUCCUCCACAAAUAGGGCUGUCGGAGCAGCUUGGCCACACUGACGCUGCUGGCAAGAUAAUUUCAGCGCGAGCCCGGUGCUCGGCGUGCCGGAGCGCGCGAUCCCUUUACUUUCCCUGCCUGCCAUAGUAAAGAGUUGUUGUUUACCGGC